Fomitopsis serialis is the source of this 480-nucleotide messenger RNA. RefSeq lists its product as uncharacterized. The coding region runs from base 76 to 234 and encodes 52 amino acids. NCBI's taxonomy places the organism in Eukaryota, Fungi, Basidiomycota, Agaricomycetes, Polyporales, Fomitopsidaceae. The record is from RefSeq and is a predicted model, not a curated record. The transcript has 2 exons.
CGUGAAUCCGAGAUAUAUCCCUCGUAAAACCGCCUUAUUUAUGGCUAGACACGCUGUCAACACUGUCGGCCCCGCAUGUAUCUUGUGAGUUUUUCCCUUAAUUAUACGCGCUACAGCAUGCUGAUGCGAGUGGUCCUCACAGUAUCUGAGGUUAUACCGCCAAAUCAACGUGAUGUAUCGAUUAUUAUCCAUGGAGGCCUUAGCUCCUGUACCAUUCCUUCGAGAUUCUGCUAGAGUGUUCGCCAGUUACCCCUAGCUGUAGUAUUAUUAGGCUUCAAAGUUUCACCCUCCGGCUCAUAUCAAUUAUUCGGGUUUUUGUGACGCCUCGCGGUUUACUCUCUCACAUGAGCGUGAAUUCACUUUCAACUACGCUUUCCUGGACUUGACGAGUUGGGCUUGGCUCGACGCCGCUUAAGUGCGCACUGGCAUGACUCGUAAUAUCCAAGAACCAAGGACAUGUGUAGCGCGCCGGCCCGCCGU